AUGGCAGCCAGGCUCCUCUUCUCCUCCCUCCUCAUCCUUCUCGUUGGCUCCCACGGGGCGUUUGCCUCCGUGGAGGAGACGUGCGCGAAGGCGAUGAAGGGAUCGGAGCACAAGAACCUUGAGUCCUUCUGCGUGACGACGCUCCAGGCGGCGCCGGGGAGCGCCUCCGCGGACGCGAAAGGGCUGGCCGUGAUCGCCACGAACCUGACGCUGGCCAACUACACGGCGGCGGUGGCCACAAUCAAAGAUCUGCAACGGCGCGGGGGCUGGUCGGACAAGCAGCAGGCCGCGCUGGCCACGUGCCGCCGGCGGUACAUCGAGGCGCUGAACGUGGUGCACAGCGCCGUCCACGCGCUGGCCACCGGGCGGAAGCAGGCGUACGUGGCCGAGAUGGGCGCCGUCAGGAGGUCCGCCACCGACUGCGACGACGCGUUCGGCGGACGCGGUGGCGACGCCGCGGCGAAGCGGGAGGAGGCGCCUCUGCGCAAGGUGAACGACGACGCGGAAAACCUGACCACCAUGGCCAUGCUGAUCGUGAUCACGCUGUAG
Triticum turgidum subsp. durum (durum wheat) is the source of this 549-nucleotide messenger RNA. The record is from the annotation of a GenBank genome assembly. NCBI's taxonomy places the organism in Eukaryota, Viridiplantae, Streptophyta, Magnoliopsida, Poales, Poaceae.